Grus americana (Whooping crane) is the source of this 1026-nucleotide messenger RNA. RefSeq names its product olfactory receptor 14A16-like. Bases 7 to 1026 code for a protein of 339 amino acids. Gene Ontology annotation, biological process: G protein-coupled receptor signaling pathway. Gene Ontology annotation, molecular function: G protein-coupled receptor activity; olfactory receptor activity. Gene Ontology annotation, cellular component: membrane. NCBI's taxonomy places the organism in Eukaryota, Metazoa, Chordata, Aves, Gruiformes, Gruidae. The transcript is spliced from 2 exons. The record is from RefSeq and is a predicted model, not a curated record.
GCCCAGAUGAAGGAAAUGUCCAACAGCAGCUCCAUCACCCAGUUCCUCCUCCUGGCGUUCACAGACACACGGGAGCUGCAGCUCUUGCACUUCGGGCUCUUCCUGGGCAUCUACCUGGCUGCCCUCCUGGGAAACGGCCUCAUCAUCACUGCCAUAGCCUGUGACCACCACCUCCGCACCCCCAUGUACUUCUUCCUCCUCAACCUCUCCCUCCUCGACCUUGGCUGCAUCUCCACCACUCUCCCCAAAGCCAUGGCCAAUUCCCUCUGGGACUCCAGGGCCAUCUCCUACACAGGAUGUGCUGCCCAGCUCUUUUUCUUUCUCUUUUUGAUGUCAGCAGAGUAUUGUCUUCUCACUGUCAUGGCCUACGACCGCUACGUUGCCAUCUGCAAACCCCUGCACUACGGGACCCUCCUGGGCAGCAGAGCUUGUGCCCACAUGGCAGCAGCUGCCUGGGGCAGUGGGUUUCUCUAUGCUCUGCUGCACACGGCCAAUACAUUUUCCCUACCCCUCUGCCACGGCAAUGCUGUGGACCAGUUCUUCUGUGAAAUCCCCCAGAUCCUCAAGCUCUCCUGCUCAGAUGCCUACCUCAGGGAAGUUGGGCUAAUUGUGGUUAGUGCCUGUUUAGUCUUUGGUUGUUUUGUUUUCAUUGUGGUGUCCUAUGUGCAGAUCUUCAGGGCCGUGCUGAGGAUCCCCUCUGAGCAGGGACGGCACAAAGCCUUUUCCACGUGCCUCCCUCACCUGGCCGUGGUCUCCCUGUUUCUCAGCACUGCCAUGUUUGCCCACCUGAAGCCCUCCUCUGUCUCCUCCGCAACCCUGGAUCUGGUGGUGUCAGUUCUGUACUCGGUGGGACCUCCAGCUGUCAACCCCCUCAUCUACAGCAUGAGGAACCAGGAGCUCAAGGAAGCAGUCCUUCAACUUUUGUCUAACAUUUACAUUCCGCACUUAAUGCAGUUGUCCGCACAGAGGUGGCCACUGCAGCCAAGAAGCCCUGUGGUAACUGAAGCACCCCUGUGGGAAAAGUGA